Sebastes umbrosus (honeycomb rockfish) is the source of this 2352-nucleotide messenger RNA. RefSeq names its product heparan sulfate (glucosamine) 3-O-sulfotransferase 3-like (gene hs3st3l). The transcript has 3 exons. Bases 719 to 1831 code for a protein of 370 amino acids. NCBI's taxonomy places the organism in Eukaryota, Metazoa, Chordata, Actinopteri, Perciformes, Sebastidae. Gene Ontology annotation, molecular function: [heparan sulfate]-glucosamine 3-sulfotransferase activity. The record is from RefSeq and is a predicted model, not a curated record.
UUCCUACAGAUCCAUUUAUCAUCCAUUCAUCACUGAUCAAAGCAUUUCUAUACUAAAGUGUCUGUGUUUAUUUCAUUAUAUGUUUAUUAUAUUUUUUAUUUUAUUUAUAUGGCACAAAGCUGUAGAAGUUACAACACAAUGUGCUACAGAAUAUAAAUCAAUCAAUCAUAAUAGAUGAAAAUGAUAAUGACACAUAUGAGGUAUGGAGGAUGAGCACCUUCUGCUCACUGGAUCCAUCCAUCCCAGAGAGAGAGAGAGAGAGAGAGAGAGAGAGGGAGGGAGGGAGAGAGAGAGAGAGAGAGAGAGAGAGAGAGAGAGAUCCCUGGACGGUGAGUCCCCGUGAGAUGAGAUGAGUCGUGGUGGAGACUCAGAGUAAUCCUGUGGUGGAGAGGAAAGAGAAAGAUCCACGCACCGGUUCCUGCUCGGAUAUUUAGAGCUUUAUCAAGUUGGAUGUCACUCAAAAACUUGUUCUGAUUCUCUGAGGCUGACUGGUUGGCUGGUUUGGUUUGGUUUGGGUUGGGUUGGCUGGUUUGUGUUGGGUUGGAUUGGGUUUUGGUUGUGUUGUGUUGGGGGAUCUCAGGACGCGCACCAUGAAGGAGGAGGAGAGCGCAGCGCGCUGAGAGAGACUCUCCAGGAGUGUUACCGGCGGUAGACUAUGAAGAGAUGUGAGCUGAACUCGUGGUAGAAUGGCACCUUAUCUCACAUGGAUGUCUGAGGGAUGGCAGCUUUUCACCACCACCUGCACCACCACCACCUCCAGCCCAGCGCAGACCUGCGGCGGCUCUUCCACCGGCUCACCAUCGCGUCCUCUCUGAGCAUCCUCUGCUUCUCCUUGGUCUAUCUGCUCACCGGAUGCUGUGAGUCGGAGCUGACAGAAAACUCUGACAUCAAGCCACCCGCGCGCGAGUUCCUUGUGUCAGGAUCAGGAUGGCCUUACGAGAGAAACGGAACCGGCGUCGCCAAGGAAGUUACCGGCACCACCACCUCGGCUGGCGACGGCGCGUCCGGCGGUCAGCCCGGGCUGGAGGCGAACAGCUCGGGCAGAGAAUGGACGGCCAGCCGGAGGUUACCGCAGGCUCUCAUCAUCGGGGUUAAGAAGGGAGGCACCAGGGCUCUGCUGGAGUUCCUGCGGCUCCACCCGGAUAUCCGCGCCUUGGGCUCCGAGCCGCACUUCUUCGACCGGCAUUACGCACGGGGACUGGACUGGUACAGAAGUAUGAUGCCCAAAGCCCUGGACGGUCAGAUUGUUAUGGAGAAGACGCCUCGUUACUUUGUCACUGUGGAAACUCCGGCACGAGUCCAUGCUAUGUCACAGGAUGUGAAGCUGAUCGUGGUGGUCCGUGACCCCGUGACCAGAGCCAUAUCUGACUACACACAGAUCAUCUCCAAGACCCCGGACAUCCCUCCCUUUGAGAGCCUGGCCUUCAAGAACCGCACCACAGGUCAGAUUGACUCCCUGUGGAGCCCGCUGUGGAUCGGCCUGUACGCCCAGCACCUGGAGCGCUGGCUGUCCUGGUUCCCCAGAACUCAGAUCCAUCUGGUCAGCGGGGAGAGGCUCAUCUCCGACCCGGCCGGAGAACUGGGCAAAGUCCAGGACUUUCUGGGUCUCCAGAGGAUCGUCACGGACAAGCACUUCUACUUCAACAAAACGAAAGGCUUCCCCUGCCUGAAGAAGCCGGAGGGCAGUAGUAAACCUCACUGCCUGGGGAAGACCAAAGGGAGGACGCAUGCCUCCAUUGACCCGGAGGUGAUGCAGAUACUUCGGGAUUUCUACAAGCCGCAUAACCAGCGCUUCUAUCAGAUGGCGGGCCAGGACUUUGGAUGGCAGUGACUCUUUGACUGUGUGGAACCAGAGGGCUUUGGUUGGCAUUGUGAGCAAUUCUUCCAUCUGACUGAAACAGAUGGAGUGCAAAAGAUUCAGAGGACAGAGCUAAUUAUCUGUUUCUGACCAGCAGAGAGACAUCUCAGAGAAAACCCAGUGUCAACACAUUCACCCCUAUCAUAUCAAUCAAUCAUCUCGUUCAAGUGUUUGAAAGACAGCAGCGUCAUUUUAUCUAUCAUAGAUGUUCAGUAAAAGAUGUACUUUUUGUGGUAUUGAACAAGGGCGUCCCCUUGCACCUUUCUCAUUUGGUAGGCUACUUAUUCCCAUGCCAGGUGGUUAAAUAAAACAUUUGUGUGCAAAGUUGGUCAUAAGACAGUGGUUGCUAUAGGUUACAGCUGUAAAAAGUUGAAUGGUGAAAUAUAGGGAUGCACCGACACCACUUUUUUCAGACCGAGUACAAGUACAAUUACUUGCAUUUGGGUACUCGCCGAUACCGAGUACCGAUACGAGUACUUCUCUGUGCCAAAAGA